This is a messenger RNA of Geodia barretti, 3695 nucleotides long. Lineage: Eukaryota; Metazoa; Porifera; Demospongiae; Tetractinellida; Geodiidae. The record is from the annotation of a GenBank genome assembly.
GGGGGUUCUGAAGAAGAGCUGGUGGAGGGAAGACGUUCUUCUUCCCCGUCGUGGUGUGGAAAGGUGUUUACCUCUUGUACUGCACAGCUGGACUCCAGCUGCCCUCCCACACUUGUGAGAGCAGACGGCUCCAUUGACUUCCACCCAGUCCAGUUCAAGGUGUACCGCCACACGACCCUCCCCCCUGCCGGCAAGCAGUCCUCCCUCCCCUGGCCCCUCCCCUCCUUCUUCGGAACCCUCGGAUCAGCUCCAGCAAGCCGGCGACUCCGCCCAUCGUUAGCUCGGCAGGGGUGGGGCCGCAGACUGCGGGCCGAAUCCAGCCUCCACUCCCUCGGCGUGUUCUCUACUACUAUGCCGCCUUCACUGGUGCCACUGCUGUUGCUGAGAUGAGUGAGUACAUUGAGAAGGUGCUACACGUGAAGUCAGAGGACCUCAGACUCUAUGACCUGACGGACGAGGAGAACCCUGUUCAUCUGGACAACGAGACCAGGACUGUGGAAGAUCUCACGUUCACCGACGGACAAAAACUUCUCAUAGAAACUCGAAACAAGGACAACUCCUGGCCGGAGGAGAUCAUAGCCCUCAUGAAGGAGGUCAGAGCCAAGGACAAGGAGAACAAGGACAAACACGAAGACAACAAAUCUUCAGAUGUGCAGGUGCCUCACGGAGCCACCGGUCUGAGUAACCUUGGCAACACGUGUUUCAUGAACUCUGCCCUCCAGUGUGUGAGCAACGUCCAGCCGCUCACUGGCUACUUCAGAGAGAGGGACUAUCUCGUGGAGAUCAACAAGGACAACCCCCUGGGAAUGGGUGGUGUGAUGGCCAAGAGAUAUGGGGAGCUGGUUCAGGACCUGUGGAACGGUCACUUCAAGAGCAUCACUCCACUCAAAUUCAGGUUCACGGUGGGGAGAUGUGCUCCGAGAUUCAAUCGGAUUCCAACAACAAGACGCCCAGGAGCUGCUGGCCUUUCUUCUAGAUGGACUACACGAAGACCUUAACAGAGUGAAGGAGAAGCCGUACAAGGAGCUAAAAGACAGUGAUGGUCGUCCUGACGACGAGGUGUCGCGGGAGGCGUGGGACUACCAUCUCUCCCGAAAUCAGUCCGUCAUCGUCGACCUCUUCCAAGGACAGCUGAAGAGUGUGGUGAGGUGUAAGGUGUGCAACUACAAGAGUGUGAGGUUCGAUCCCUUCACCUUCCUCUCCCUCCCGCUGCCCAUGGAGAGCACCAUUAACAUCGAGACCGUCGUUGUGAGACUGGACGGGAGUCAGCCGGUGAGAUAUGGCCUGAAACUGGAGGUGGACGACAAGUACAGAGCUCUCCUGGCGACCCUCUCGCGACUCACUGGGAUCAAGAAAUCGAACCUCCUCCUCGUCGAGAUGUUUGGGGCCACGAUACGUAGUUUUCCUCCUGAUUCGACGAAGAUCAGGUCGCAGCUGGGAGGCUGGCUGUACGCCUUCGAGAUCCCCGACCCUCCCCCGCCUCCCAGCUUCCGUACAACCACCACCUCCGUCCCCCUUCCCUCCCUCCAACCACCUUCCCUACUAGCUUGUACCUCCUCCUCCUCCUCCUCCUCGCGUCCACAACACUUGGGACCUGCUUCCUCGACUACCACUCCUGACGAGGAGAGGGAGAGAGGCAGAAUAGAGGAGGGAGGAAGUGGGGAGAGGGGAGAGGUUUGUGAUAGUGGGGAGGAGAGGGGUGCUGAGGUGGCUGGGAACCCAGGGAGUCUACACGGCAAGGAGGAAGACAAGGAAGGAGGGGGAGAAGAGGGGAGAGAAGAAGGAGGUGGAGGGAAAGAGAAUGGGGAUGGUGGUUUGGAUGCUGGUAGAGAGAGAGAAGAGGGUGACACGGGUCCACCAGGGAGACGGUUGCCUAGUAACUCUUCAAUUGAUGGAAGCGAUGACACGGAGUGUGGGGUGGGGGUGGAGGGGAUUAGACCAUCGCUAGACCGGCCGCUCGGCUCUCGAGACCCCACCCCUCCCAUCCUGUUGGCACCGGAGGACGAUGACCGGUUGCCUGCCGCGGUGGUUGUCGCCGACGACGUAGAGGUGGGGGUGGAGCCCGAGUCACAUGACCCGGGUAGGGGGGUGGAUUCAUCGGCUACGUCGCCACUUCACUCUGGCGACAUUCACGAUGGAUUCAUCUUCGCCGUACAUCGCAAGAAGUUUUUGAUGGAGCAGUAUUUCGUGGCGAGCCAGAAGAGUCGACCGGUGUUGUUUGGGACCCCCUUGGUCGUCCCGUGUAUGCCAGCCACUCCCUGCAGACAGGUGUACGAACUGGUGUGGCAGAGUGUGAGGAGACUCAUCAUCCCCGACAUACCAUCCUCCGAGUCAAAGGAGAGAAGAGGCUACCCGUUCAAACUGUCACUGGUAGGGAAAGACGGGCUCUCCUGUGCAGUCUGUCCCUGGCACAUGUUCUGCAGAGGCUGUCCAAUAGAAUGCAAUGACGCUGCCAUUGGUGACUCCUCCCCAUACAUAGCCAUUGACUGGGACAUCAACAUACUCCACCUCAAGUACCAAUCUGCCCAGGAAAGACCAGUGGAACAUGAGAGUAUGGAGAGCCUGAAGACAAUGGACCUUGACCCCAUUGACCUCUACCAGUGUUUCAAGGCCUUCGUCAGAGAAGAUGACCUCGGAGACGAGGAAUGCUGGUACUGCAAGCAGUGUAAGACGCACCAGGAGGCGGUCAAGAGUCUGGAGAUAUGGAGACUGCCACCCAUUCUGAUCAUCCAUCUGAAGAGGUUCCAGUUCUUCAACGGUAGAUGGGUCAAAUCCCAGCGAAUAGUUCGUUUCCCGACUUCCAACCUUGACCCUCUCCGCUUCACCGCCCAGAACGGGAACCAGAAGAGAGCCGAGAACGGAACGGAGACCACCAUAAGCGGCACAGAGUCGCGUGAAGACCAGGAGAGACCGGAGAAUGGAAUAGAGACUGCCGCGAGCAGCAAGGAAGACUCGCGGAUAGAGAACCCCUUGCUAUCCGACACGAGACCCGAUAUCGCAAACACUUGCACCGUGAUGACUCAGCCCCUGGCCAACGGUGGCAGGGGGCACCCUACAAUUAGCAAAGACCCGCAGCCGGUUGCCCCGGUGAUGGAGGCCAUGUCUCAGCAGGACCAGCUGGAUAAGUCUCUGUACAACAGAGAAGGCAAUGUCUACAAUCUGGUAGCCAUUACUGUAAGUCUGAUUUCAGUUACGAUGUUGCUAAAUAGUACCAUGUACAUAAUGUCUCUCCCUCCCUCCCUCCCUCCCUCAUGUUGUGCAGUGUCACACGGGUGUUCUGGGAGGAGGUCACUACACGUCGUUCUGCAAGAAUCCCAACGGAAACUGGUACUACUACAACGACAGCUCUUGCAAGGAGACGUCGGAGGAGAGGGUCCAGGAAGAGUCCCCCUACCUCCUGUUCUACGAGAUGAAAGACCUGGACCACUACUACAACCUGUUCAGAGCUCAGAAGGAGGGCAAGAGGCAGGACAUUGGCUCCACCGAGGACGACAAGGCAUACGAGGAAACCAUCAAACAUCUCAGACAGAAGUGUUGCAUUCAGUAGUACUGCUGUAUGCUCCAGCAAAACCCUCAGCAAAAUAGUCUAUAUAUCCUAUUUUUUAUCUAUGUUGUUUGUUGCUGUUCUUCUGUGAAUAAAGAUUGAAGAGUUUUUACUUUCUAUAUAUAUACUCAGUGCUGCAGUGUUGAUCAUG